AUGCCUUCAGAGAAUAAGUUUAACCCCAUGGCCACCUUGGGCAGGCUCGUCGGCUCGGUGCGCCGAAGGCGAGCAAACACCAUUGCCAUCCAGCAGGCCGAGACGGAGGCCUACAUUGCGCACAUUGCUGACCUGCGCCAACGAGCGGCUAACGCCGAGCACCUGAGGGAGACGGAGCUGCGCGAGCUUGCUAGGCAAGAUAAUGUCUACCUGGACCCAACAAGACGGGAGGAGCGUUUUGGCAACGACAGCGACAAGCUGGCGGAUGGGCUGGUGGCCCGAAUCUGGAAGAUCGGCGACACGUGGUGGUUCCUGAGCGUGGACGGUAAGCCCGUCUCGUCGGACGACCGUCUCGGGCGGCGGCAGACGGUGCUGCAAUGGCACCACGUGCGCGUUCCGACGGGGCCGUGGGAGGCGGCGUAUCCGUACCUGGCCCUGUGCACGUCUCGGCCGCGGGUCCUGCCGCAGGGUGCGCCGCAGGGCGCGGUGCGGAGGUUCACGAAGUGA
Molecule: messenger RNA, 507 nt
Organism: Anthostomella pinea
Lineage: Eukaryota; Fungi; Ascomycota; Sordariomycetes; Xylariales; Xylariaceae
Source: the annotation of a GenBank genome assembly